This is a messenger RNA of Brassica rapa (field mustard), 1668 nucleotides long. Its product is annotated as dihydroorotate dehydrogenase (quinone), mitochondrial. NCBI's taxonomy places the organism in Eukaryota, Viridiplantae, Streptophyta, Magnoliopsida, Brassicales, Brassicaceae. The record is from RefSeq and is a predicted model, not a curated record. Gene Ontology annotation, biological process: pyrimidine ribonucleotide biosynthetic process; 'de novo' pyrimidine nucleobase biosynthetic process. Gene Ontology annotation, cellular component: cytoplasm; mitochondrial inner membrane. Gene Ontology annotation, molecular function: dihydroorotate dehydrogenase activity.
GCCGUGAGCUCAAAGCCUAAAACCCUCUUCGUGUAGCUAUCUGGGUUGUCUGAAAAAGCAAUCCUUUAUUCUAAUUCUGUUGACUUUUAGAUCAAACUAAUGGCUGGAAGGGCUGCGACAUCGUCGGCUAAAUGGGCGAGAGAGUUUUUGCUCAGAAGGAAUCCUCUUGGAGCGAUUCGAAACUCUUCUUCGGCUGCUCCUGGCGCGGCUUCCUCUACACCUAAAGUCCCUCACUUUUCCAAAAAAGGAAGGAUAUUGACAGGAGCUACCAUUGGUCUGGCCAUAGCUGGAGGAGCUUAUGUCAGUACUGCAGAUGAAGCAACCUUCUGUGGGUGGCUGUUCUCAGCAACAAAGGUUGUUAACCCUCUCUUUGCUCUUCUGGAUGCUGAGUUUGCGCACAAGCUGGCUGUCACGGCCGCUGCUCGCGGGUGGGUGCCUAGAGAGAAGAGGCCUGAUCCACAGAUCUUGGGACUUGAAGUUUGGGGAAGGAAGUUUUCAAACCCAAUAGGUCUUGCCGCUGGAUUCGACAAAAACGCUGAGGCUACAGAGGGAUUGCUAGGACUUGGGUUUGGCUUUGUUGAGGUUGGCUCUGUAACUCCAGUUCCACAAGAAGGCAACCCUAAACCACGCAUCUUCAGAUUACGUGAAGAUGGAGCUAUUAUCAAUAGGUGUGGGUUUAACAGUGAAGGGAUUGUUGUGGUUGCAAAGCGGUUGGGUGCUCAACAUGGUAAAAGAAUGUUGGCGGAAACAUCAGGCACUUCGUCAUCUCCAAGCGAUGAAGGAAAACCAGGGGGCAAGUCUGGACCUGGUAUACUUGGAGUCAAUCUUGGAAAGAACAAGACAAGUGAAGAUGCAGCUGCUGACUAUGUCCAGGGAGUUCAUAACUUAUCCCAGUAUGCUGAUUACUUGGUUAUCAAUGUUUCAUCACCAAACACAGCAGGGCUGAGAAUGCUUCAGGGAAGGAAACAGUUGAAGGACCUUGUAAAGAAGGUACAAGCUGCCAGGGAUGAGAUGCAGUGGGGUGAUGAUGGUCCUCCUCCUCUUCUUGUGAAGAUUGCUCCUGAUCUAUCCAGAGGAGAGCUUGAAGAUAUUGCAGCGGUUGCUCUUGCUCUCCACUUAGAUGGGCUGAUCAUAUCAAAUACAACAGUCUCGAGGCCAGAUCCUGUAAGCAACAACCCCGUGGCAACAGAAACAGGGGGUUUGAGCGGGAAACCGCUCUUUCCUCUCUCCACCAACAUGUUAAGAGAGAUGUACACUCUAACACGAGGAAAGAUUCCACUUAUAGGCUGCGGUGGUGUUAGCAGUGGUGAGGAUGCUUACAAGAAGAUAAGAGCCGGAGCUACUCUUGUUCAGCUGUACACUGGGUUUGCGUAUGGUGGACCUGCUCUCAUCCCACAAAUAAAGGAAGAACUAGUGAGUUGCUUAGAAAGGGAUGGCUUCAAGUCGAUUCAAGAAGCAAUUGGUGCAGAUCACAGAUGAUCGAUCAAACACGAACAAGAACAAACUACAGAGAGGAUAGAGAGUCCUUUUCUUACAACAACAAAAACAAAAGAGUUGUAUUUAAAUUUCAUUGAUUCAGUUGUUUCUUUCUGCCUAAACAAUAACAUUGAUGGCUUCUGUUUCUCUGCUCUUGCUUUAUGGGAAAUAACUAAGCAACAAUUUGUUCUC